CCACCUCCUCUUCCCUAGGGGCGCGGAGGCGGCCUAAGUGACUGCGGUUGUUGAGGCGGCCCGCGAGUUCGGGCCAAUCAGCGGCGGGCUGGGGCGGGACUUCCUGCGCGGGGACCGGAGCGGUGCGGUCGCCGGGCUCUCCGUGGUCCCGGCUCGCGUGGCAGCGGCGGCAGCAGCGUCUCCGUGAGGAGGCGCGCGGGGCCAUGACGUCAGCGUCCACCAAGGUCGGAGAGAUCUUCUCCGCGGCGGGCGCCGCCUUCACGAAACUCGGGGAGCUGACGAUGCAGCUGCAUCCCGUGGCCGACUCUUCUCCCGCGGGUGCGAAGUGGACGGAGACGGAAAUAGAGAUGCUGAGGGCUGCUGUGAAGCGAUUUGGGGACGAUCUUAAUCACAUCAGCUGUGUCAUCAAGGAACGGACAGUGGCUCAGAUAAAGGCCACCGUCAAACGCAAGGUAUAUGAAGACUCUGGCAUCCCCCUUCGUGCUGAAUCACCCAAGAAAGGGCCCAAGAAGGUGGCAUCUGGUGUUUUGUCGCCUCCUCCAGCAGCCCCUCCACCCAGCAGCUCCAUUGUCCCUGAGGCCGGGGGUCCCCCCAUAAAGAAGCAGAAGGCUGAUGUGACACUCAGUGCUCUGAACGACUCGGACGCCAACAGUGACCUAGUGGAUAUUGAAGGGCUAGGAGAAACCCCUCCAGCCAAGAAACUCAACUUCGACCAGGACAGCCUGACCCUGGAUUCUGGCCUUCUUAUGACUUCUGCUGACCCUCCUCUACUCUCCCACUGAGCUUUCUGCCUCUGACCCCUCUCACUGUUCGCCCUGGACCUGUGGAUCGUCUGGGACUCAAACGGAGGCCUGCCUGAGAGAAGGUCAAAAGGCUGCUGGGGCUGGGAAGGUCCACCUUGCUGUCCCUGUCUAGGCAGCCAUCUACCCCAACCCCUUUGACUUCCACCUGAUGGACAUUUUUAUACAGAAAACAAUAAAGACUUCCCUCUCA
Loxodonta africana (African savanna elephant) is the source of this 993-nucleotide messenger RNA. RefSeq names its product chromosome 18 C17orf49 homolog (gene BACC1). Gene Ontology annotation, cellular component: MLL1 complex; NURF complex. The record is from RefSeq and is a predicted model, not a curated record. Bases 204 to 782 code for a protein of 192 amino acids. The transcript is spliced from 6 exons. NCBI's taxonomy places the organism in Eukaryota, Metazoa, Chordata, Mammalia, Proboscidea, Elephantidae.